Molecule: messenger RNA, 1061 nt
Organism: Metopolophium dirhodum (rose-grain aphid)
Lineage: Eukaryota; Metazoa; Arthropoda; Insecta; Hemiptera; Aphididae
Product: 52 kDa repressor of the inhibitor of the protein kinase-like
Exons: 4
Coding region: 1-294 (97 amino acids)
Molecular function (GO): sequence-specific DNA binding
Source: RefSeq, a predicted model, not a curated record
AUGUCGAGCCGAAAGAGUGGGUAUUCAUUUAAAUGUAUUGUGGAAUCGUGCGGAGAACUUAAAAUUCAAAAAGAAAGUGUUAGUUUUUUUUCUUUUCCCGAAGAUCCUGCUCGAUGUAAAAUUUGGUUAGAGCGAUGUCAACUGCCAGCUGACAUUCUACAACAAAAAAAUACUAAAUUAUGUGGAAAACAUUUUGAAAAAAAUAUGUUUUUAAAUUUUUUGGAGAACAGGUUAAAACCAGAUGCUAUACCUACACUAUUUCCAGAUGAAAGAGAUGGUUGUGAUGCACUUUAGACACCAGGAUCCCAAAUACCUGAAAAUAGUAUAAAGAUACAAAUUACAAUUAACUAUGUCAAAAUAUACAAGAUAGAAAUAUAUCUAAGACACUGCCCAUCACUGGCAGUGAAGUGAUCUCAUUAGUAUCAUUUAAUUAUUUUAAUAUGGCUAGUAUAUUGGUCACGUAUAUUAAUUUAUGUUUUAUUUUUCAGAAAUAUUUCACUGCUGCUUCUGCUUCUCCAACUUCGCCUUUAUUCCACGCAAGUGGGGUCUACUACUAUUUGUUUUGCUCAAUAUACCAUCAUAUUCCUGCAAUAACCAAUCCUCUUUAUCUUUUUCCUUCAAAUUUGAGUUACCUGUCUUGACUUUUAUUAUUUCUUCAUGCCUCAACAUGCCUUCUCAAUCUAUUCUCUAAUUUUUAACCCAUAUUCAUAUGGUAUCUCUCUCCACUAUUCAAGCCUGCCUUCAAACACUCGUGUGCUAUUAGCUUUUAAAACUACAUCAGCUGCAUUUAAGCUUAUACAUAAAAUAUAUAUUUGAUUUAAUAAAAUAAAAUGUGUAUUUUUUCCACCAUGUGUUUCAGUACAUUAUCCUUCCUUAACUGUGUAUUUGAUCCAUAAUAGUCUUUUACGGUUGCUAAAAUUAAAAAUUUUAAAUUUUAAGCAAGUACCUAGCAAAUAAUUUGAAUAAAGCUAAUUGGAUCUAUACAUUUUUGGAAAAAUAUUGUAAUAAACAUUUUGUUUUUCUGGUAUGGUGACACUGAUUAACCAACGCCAACAUGGCCG